UUGGUGGAUAAAUUACAUUUCCCACACAACCGGCAUAUCAUCUGUCCAGCCUUCGCUGAGUCCAAGAGCAUGAAGCUGUUCUCUCAAAAGCCUAGGAUGUGGAUAAAGAAGUUGCGGAGAUGUUCGAUUAGAACAAGAAAGGAUGAGCACCAAAAUAAAGCCGUUAGUUAUAAAUGCGAGAACAAUGCUAUCAGAUUUAUCGAAGACAAAUACGUAUUAUCUACUGUAGCCUGGUAUUGGCCUGAUAUCGAUGGAUAUAGUGCAGCACGACUACUUCAUGGACACAAAAACGGAACAUUUUUGGUGCGGAAAAGUUCUAUGGCUGGGUUUAUGUUUACUUUGACCUACAUUAUCGAUAACAAGGUAGGGAACUUGCGUGUACACUGCAAAAACGGGUUGUUCAGCUUGUGUUUCCACGACCUUUUGCAACCGAGAGAACCAACAUUGCAAAUGCUUGUAGAAAAACUGGUAGCGUUUUCAAGUAAUGGCUCGUUUAUAUGUGGACUUCGACGCGAAACAGACGGCAAAAGUACCAAUGUCCCUCUGAAACUUGAGACUCCUUUGCGUCGUAACGUGAGUCUGCAGGAUCUCUGUAGAAAAACCAUUAUGAGGUCUCUCUGCAAUGCAAACGAUGUUUCGGAGUUCGAUCUGCCUGCAAGUAUCAAAGACUUUCUGCUGGAGCUAAACGAUAGAGAAUGAAGUUCUGCAUUCCCCAUGGUUCGUUGAGAAUCCCUACUUUGCACGGAGAAGAGUGCCUUCUAGCCCUUCAGUUCGUGCAUGUUAUUGAAGACACAACAAAUGCCGUUCGCGGCUUAUCUUUAGAAAGAAGAUAAAAACCUCUGUUAUCAUUAUCACCGAACAACAACAGGAAACUUUUUGAUAUUUUUCGCGAAGGGAAGUUUCAAACGAACUAUCUUGCGUAUAUAUGUAAGGAAAUGCUUCACAAACUGUUUUCGUAGUCCUUAACAUCUUAAAAUUUAUGAUAUACCAAUCUAUCAUUUGAAUCAUUUCAAUUAAAAAGACAGGUUGUUUUGUUGCUAAAGCACAUCUGUUCUUUAUUCCAUCAUUUGUUGAUGUAAUAAAAUGCAUUGUGGUAAUUAAUCGUCUUGUAAUGGCAUGGUUGCCCAGCCCAGCAUAUAAUUAACAAUUUUAUGGCCAGACACGCCCAUAUUUCUCUCGUUAUCCAUUUUCGAUGUCCCUGUGGAUUUUAGCUGUUCAAAACAGAAUCAUAAGCCCUAACACCUGCCUUUUAUAAUCCCGUCCGUGUGUUCAAAAGUGAAGUUUCCAUGUGUUAAGAUUCAUCAACUUUUAAUAGGAGACGGCGAUACCAUUUUGUUCAGAUGUGAUAAUGCAUAGUCCAUCGAACACCUUCUCAGAGUGUUUAUUGUUUCAAAGUUAAUCUCACACCAUAAACUAUGCUCACACAUAUCUUUUAUGCUCUGUAGCAGUGUAGAUGAACUAUAGGGAGAUUUCAGGGAUUUCAACCUAGGACCAUCAAGAUAAAAGUAAGGGGGCAUUUGUCUCGCCUUGAGUCAGUGAACAUGUUUUUAUCCAUAAUCUUCAGCUGCUAUUACAGGGCCAAAACUACAGACCAGGGAUAUGAAGGAGUGCGAGUACAAACCAAGAAAUGCCUCAAGACCCUACAGUUCUUUAUAGAACAAUGUUUAGCUCUAGGGCCUUUUUAGUCGUUCAGCCAAGAACUAGCCCCGCCCUUUUGCUGGGCUAACGAAAAGUCCCCUACUCUACUAAGAAAAUUAAAAGUAUUCAAUGUGAUCGCUCAAAGUAUCUGUGUUAUUCGAGGCAAACGUUGAAAACCUAGAUAAAGUCAGUAGAGCCACACCGGUGGAUACCGCUAGUUUCGUUUUGCAAGGAAUAUUCCUUUAUUUGUCCUUCUUUGUCUUGUUCGAAGGUUCGUAAGAAGAUUUGUAAGAAGGUUCGUAAGAUCUCCUGUUCUUUAAUUCAUUCAGGAUGUGAUAUUUUUUUAACUUCUAUUGAAUUCUACAGUGAAUUCUUAGAAACAGCACAAAAAUUAAUGACGAACUCUGAAACACACGUGAUAUAUAUUUCUUCGAGUUUUAAGUUUAGUGCAUUUAAAUAGUGUUUACUCGUUCCUUCUGAAAUAAAAUCACCUUAAAAAGUAUCUCAAUGUUUUCAUGCAGUAUCGUUAGUUUUUUGGCUUUUGAGCCCAAGUACAAAGCUUAUAAUGGAAAAUUUCCAAUUCAAAAAUGAACUACAAAAAUAAUACUGUUCAAUUGCUUCUGCUUUGUCACUUCGAUUCUCUACGGUGAUUCUCCGACAAAGAUAGGUAUAAUUUUUCUAAAUUAUUUUUGCUAACGACCGACAAAGGAUAAACUGUUUCUAAAUUUUCAAGUAAAAUGGAACACACCCCAGUUAAGAGUUUUCUUCUGUACCCAAAGUAGAAAAUAUUGAAAUAACAAAUUAUUUUUUAUAGAAAAACACACUUUACAAGAAAGUUUACAGCCCCCCCCCCCCC
Messenger RNA from Rhopilema esculentum, 2494 nucleotides. Its product is annotated as suppressor of cytokine signaling 3. The record is from RefSeq and is a predicted model, not a curated record. Gene Ontology annotation, cellular component: phosphatidylinositol 3-kinase complex. NCBI's taxonomy places the organism in Eukaryota, Metazoa, Cnidaria, Scyphozoa, Rhizostomeae, Rhizostomatidae. Gene Ontology annotation, molecular function: 1-phosphatidylinositol-3-kinase regulator activity. Gene Ontology annotation, biological process: intracellular signal transduction; phosphatidylinositol phosphate biosynthetic process.